Molecule: messenger RNA, 14473 nt
Organism: Malaclemys terrapin pileata
Lineage: Eukaryota; Metazoa; Chordata; Testudines; Emydidae
Gene: ANK2
Product: ankyrin 2
Exons: 52
Coding region: 360-12464 (4034 amino acids)
Biological process (GO): signal transduction; regulation of cardiac muscle contraction; protein localization to T-tubule
Cellular component (GO): T-tubule
Molecular function (GO): protein binding
Source: RefSeq, a predicted model, not a curated record
UGCGCGGCUGCAGCAGAAGCCGCCCCGCCGCGGAGCCCGAGCGGAGGCACAGCCGCACUGCCGCUGACUUUUACCGGCAAGGUCAUGCACUGACCGGCUCCCAGCCCUUCCCACCCACCGCUGCAGUGCGCGCAGGGGGCCUGGGUGGCCGGGACGGCGCUGUGCUCUGCAGGGGCCGCUCCGGGCGGCGGAGGGGGGGUGAGAGAAGCGGGGCUCUGGGAUGAGCAGAGUUCCCUCCUCCUGCCCUUGGCGCUGUCAGAGGAGAGGCCGGGAGGCGGCUGCGGCGGUCGCAGGCAGACACCGGGCAGCAGGGCUGGGGAGAGCAAAGUGACAGCGAGAAGGAGACCAGGAGCAGGAAGAUGGCUUCCCCCACCUCCCCCGGGCCGGGAGGCGGGUCCUCUCCCCCCGCCGGCCAGGCACGCAUUCGCCAGUCUGACAGCAAUGCGAGCUUUCUUCGAGCUGCCAGAGCUGGCAAUCUGGACAAAGUAGUGGAAUAUCUGAAGGGUGGAAUAGACAUUAACACAUGUAAUCAGAAUGGACUCAAUGCCCUACACCUGGCUGCCAAAGAAGGCCAUGUGGGACUGGUACAGGAGUUACUGGAAAGAGGGUCAGCAGUGGAUUCAGCUACUAAGAAAGGGAAUACAGCCCUACACAUUGCAUCCUUGGCCGGACAGGCUGAAGUUGUCAAAGUUCUGGUUAAGGAAGGAGCCAAUAUUAAUGCACAAUCUCAGAAUGGUUUCACUCCUUUAUACAUGGCAGCUCAAGAGAACCACAUUGAUGUGGUAAAAUAUCUGCUGGAAAAUGGAGCCAACCAGAGCACUGCUACUGAGGAUGGCUUCACCCCGCUAGCUGUUGCACUGCAGCAGGGACACAAUCAGGCAGUGGCCGUCCUCCUAGAGAAUGACACCAAGGGGAAAGUGAGACUUCCAGCUUUGCACAUCGCUGCCAGGAAAGAUGAUACAAAAUCAGCAGCACUCCUGCUCCAAAAUGACCACAAUGCUGAUGUUCAGUCCAAGAUGAUGGUGAAUAGAACAACUGAGAGUGGCUUCACACCUUUGCACAUAGCUGCACACUAUGGAAAUGUCAAUGUGGCGACACUUCUGCUCAACCGAGGAGCUGCAGUGGACUUCACAGCCAGGAAUGGAAUCACCCCACUGCAUGUGGCUUCCAAAAGGGGAAACACAAACAUGGUGAAGCUUUUGUUGGAUCGUGGAGGGCAGAUCGAUGCCAAAACCAGGGAUGGAUUGACUCCACUCCACUGUGCCGCACGAAGUGGGCAUGACCAGGUUGUAGAGCUCCUCCUGGAACGGGGUGCCCCACUGCUUGCAAGGACCAAGAAUGGACUCUCUCCGCUUCACAUGGCUGCUCAGGGUGACCACGUGGAAUGUGUCAAACAUCUACUGCAGCACAAAGCUCCUGUUGAUGAUGUCACACUGGAUUACCUGACUGCCCUACAUGUUGCUGCACACUGUGGUCAUUAUCGUGUCACCAAGCUUCUGCUGGACAAGAGAGCAAAUCCCAAUGCUCGAGCCCUGAAUGGUUUUACUCCACUGCACAUUGCCUGCAAGAAAAAUCGCAUCAAAGUCAUGGAACUCCUGGUGAAAUAUGGGGCUUCAAUCCAGGCUAUAACAGAGUCUGGCCUCACACCAAUACAUGUGGCUGCAUUUAUGGGCCACUUGAAUAUAGUCCUCCUCCUGCUGCAGAAUGGAGCCUCUCCAGAUGUCACUAACAUUCGUGGGGAGACUGCCCUACACAUGGCGGCACGUGCUGGGCAGGUGGAAGUGGUCCGCUGCCUCUUGAGGAAUGGUGCCCUUGUCGAUGCCCGAGCCAGGGAGGAACAGACUCCACUGCACAUUGCCUCUCGGUUGGGUAAAACAGAGAUUGUCCAACUGCUGCUACAACACAUGGCUCACCCUGACGCCGCAACCACUAAUGGGUACACCCCACUGCACAUCUCUGCCAGAGAGGGGCAAGUUGAUGUAGCAUCGGUUCUCUUGGAGGCAGGUGCUGCACACUCUUUGGCCACCAAGAAGGGAUUCACACCACUGCAUGUGGCAGCCAAGUAUGGAAGCUUGGAUGUGGCAAAACUACUUUUGCAGCGUCGUGCUUCUCCUGAUUCAGCUGGCAAGAAUGGCCUCACCCCACUCCAUGUAGCUGCUCACUAUGACAACCAGAAGGUGGCUCUGCUGUUGCUGGAGAAAGGUGCCUCUCCCCAUGCUACUGCCAAGAAUGGAUACACCCCUCUGCACAUUGCUGCCAAGAAGAAUCAGAUGCAGAUAGCUACCACGCUGCUGAGCUACGGAGCUGAGACCAACAUUCUGACCAAACAGGGAGUGACCCCGCUGCACCUGGCCUCUCAAGAAGGUCAUGCUGACAUGGUUACCUUGCUCCUGGACAAAGGAUCUAAUAUCCAUGUGGCAACUAAGAGUGGAUUGACAUCCUUGCACCUUGCAGCUCAGGAGGAUAAAGUGAACGUAGCUGAUAUACUGACAAAGCAGGGUGCAAACCAAGAUGCCCAGACAAAGCUAGGCUACACUCCUUUAAUUGUGGCUUGUCACUAUGGAAACGUCAAGAUGGUGAAUUUCCUCCUGAAGCAGGGAGCCAACGUCAAUGCUAAAACAAAGAAUGGCUACACCCCUCUGCACCAAGCUGCUCAACAGGGUCACACUCAUAUCAUCAAUGUUCUACUCCAGCAUGGGGCCAAGCCCAAUGCCAUCACUGCUAAUGGUAACACUGCCUUAGCGAUUGCAAGGCGUUUGGGAUACAUCUCAGUGGUUGAUACUCUGAAGGUGGUAACAGAGGAGGUCACCACCACCACAACUACUGUGACUGAGAAACACAAACUGAAUGUACCUGAGACGAUGACUGAGGUCCUAGAUGUUUCAGAUGAGGAAGCCUUUAAACACUCUGAUGAUGAACGCCUCAGUGAUGGGGAAGCAUAUAGUGGCACAGGUGCUGUUAGAAGGAGUUCUUGGAGUGACGACACAAUGACUGGAGAUGGGGGAGAAUACCUCAGGCCAGAGGACUUGAAAGAACUAGGUGAUGACUCUUUGCCCAGCAGCCAGUUCCUAGAUGGUAUGAACUAUCUGAGGUACAGCUUGGAGGGAGGCCGAUCUGACAGCCUGCGGUCCUUCAGUUCAGACAGGUCCCACACGUUGAGCCAUGCCUCCUACCUGAGGGACAGUGCCAUGAUCGAUGAUACUGUCAUAAUCCCCAGCCACCAGGUAUCAACUCUGGCCAAGGAAGCUGAAAGGAAUUCGUAUCGCUUAAGCUGGGGCACUGAAAAUUUGGACAAUGUGGCGCUUUCUUCGAGCCCUAUUCAUUCAGGCUGCCUGUCUGCAAAAAAGGAGAUUGGAUCAUUGCUAACAAGCCGCUCCUCUCCAUGCCUUGAUCAUGACAACAGCAGCUUCCUGGUUAGCUUCAUGGUGGAUGCCCGUGGUGGCGCCAUGCGAGGUUGCAGACACAACGGGUUAAGGAUCAUUAUUCCGCCUCGGAAAUGCACUGCCCCAACACGAGUAACCUGCCGGUUGGUCAAACGUCAUAGACUGGCCACCAUGCCGCCGAUGGUGGAAGGAGAAGGUCUGGCCAGCCGCCUGAUUGAAGUUGGACCUUCUGGUGCUCAGUUUCUUGGUAAACUUCAUCUGCCUACGGCUCCUCCCCCACUUAAUGAGGGAGAAAGCUUGGUCAGCCGAAUCCUUCAGCUGGGGCCUCCUGGGACCAAAUUCCUUGGGCCUGUGAUCGUGGAGAUCCCCCAUUUUGCAGCUCUGCGUGGGAAAGAGAGAGAGCUGGUAAUCCUGCGCAGUGAGAAUGGGGACAGCUGGAAGGAGCAUUUCUGUGAAUAUACCGAGGAUGAACUGAAUGAAAUCCUCAAUGGAAUGGAUGAAGUACUUGACACUCCGGAGGAGCUUGAGAAGAAGCGUAUCUGCCGUAUCAUCACCAGGGAUUUCCCACAGUAUUUUGCAGUGGUGUCCCGGAUCAAACAGGACAGCAACCUCAUUGGACCUGAGGGAGGCGUGCUUAGCAGCACUGUAGUACCACAAGUGCAGGCAGUCUUUCCAGAAGGAGCACUAACCAAGCGAAUUCGUGUCGGCCUCCAGGCCCAACCUAUGCACAAUGAACUUAUAAGGAAGAUUUUAGGGAACAAGGCAACCUUCAGCCCUAUAGUCACCCUGGAGCCAAGAAGGAGGAAAUUCCACAAGCCAAUCACAAUGACUAUUCCUGUCCCCAAAGCCUCCAGUGAUGGGAUGAUGAAUGGUUAUGGGGGAGAAACACCCACUUUAAGAUUACUAUGCAGCAUAACAGGUGGAACUACCCCUGCUCAAUGGGAGGAUAUUACAGGAACAACACCAUUAACGUUUGUCAAUGAAUGUGUUUCCUUCACAACAAAUGUGUCUGCCAGGUUUUGGUUGGUAGACUGUCGGCAGAUACAGGAAUCUGUUACUUUUGCCUCCCAAGUGUACAGAGAGAUUAUCUGUGUGCCCUACAUGGCCAAAUUUGUUGUGUUUGCCAAAUCACAUGAUCCCAUAGAAGCUCGAUUAAGGUGCUUCUGCAUGACAGAUGACAAGGUGGAUAAAACGCUAGAACAACAAGAAAACUUUGCAGAAGUUGCCAGAAGCAGGGAUGUAGAGGUAUUAGAAGGAAAGCCUAUCUACGUUGACUGCUUUGGCAAUCUGGUGCCACUAACAAAAAGUGGGCAACAUCAUAUAUUCAGUUUUUAUGCCUUCAAAGAAAAUAGACUUCCACUAUUCGUCAAGGUACGAGACUCCACUCAAGAGCCUUGUGGGCGACUAUCAUUUAUGAAGGAGCCAAAAUCUACAAGAGGGCUAGUCCAUCAAGCCAUCUGCAACUUAAAUAUCACAUUGCCGCUUUACACAAAGGAAUCGGAAUCAGACCAAGAGCAGGAAGAAGAGGUUGACGUGACCUCAGAAAAAAAUGAUGACGAGACAGAAUCUACAGAAACAUCUAUCCUGAAAAGCCACCUGGUUAAUGAAGUCCCAGUAUUAGCCAGUCCAGACUUGCUAUCUGAAGUUUCUGAGAUGAAACAAGAUUUGAUCAAAAUGACUGCCAUCUUGACAACUGACCCUUCUGAUCAGUCAGGUUCCAUUAAGGUGAAAGAUCUUGGGAAAGCCACUGAAGAAGAGCCAGGAGAGCCUUUUGAAAUUGUGGAAAGUGUGAAAGAGGACUUAGAGAAAGUAAAUGAAAUUCUCAGACAUGGAACCUACACAAGAGACGACCAUAUACUGCCAAGGUCCCAUUCUGGAGGAGAGUUAGUGGAAGAGGAAUGGGUUAUUGUCAGUGAUGAAGAAAUUGAAGAGGCCAGACAAAAUGCUCCUUUAGAAGCCAUUGAACCUGCCUGCAUAGAACUUAGGAUAGGAAAAGGAACAACAGAGAUAAGAAAGACAGACAUGGCAGGAAUGGUAGACUAUCUUACCGAGGAUUUAAAAACCUAUGUAUCUCUUCAUAAGGUGGAGCCACAAAUAUUCCAAGAAGAUUUAGUAGGAGAGAGAUUUGAAGCUGUUGUUAUAAGCAGGGGUUCUGAAAAAGGAGGGCAGGGCUCUCCAACAGCUGAAACUCAAGGUACACAGGAACAACGCAAACCAGCCCUGGAAAUUAAAAAACCAAUUAGGAGGAAACUAAAAGAUAAACAAAGGCAAAAGGAAGGAGAGGGAGAGACACAAGAACCAUCAGGACUAACAAAGUUCAGUUCUGAGGAGUCAUUAGAUGAUGAGCCAGGUUUAACACCUGCAGCUGUUCCUAAUGUUAGCGCAGUAUCCCCUGUAAUAGAAGAAACGCCCAUUGGCUCCAUAAAAGACAAAGUAAAAGCUCUUCAGAAGCGAGUGGAAGAUGAACAGAAAGUACGUUCAAAACUGCCUGUCAGAAUCCAACCAAAAGAAAUCACUACUGAGAGGGCUGUUACAAGGCCAGUGCAAGCUAAAAAAAUAGUGCACAAAGCACAGCCACCUGUUUCACCCUCAGCUAAAACAGAAAGACUUGAAGAGACUAUGUCAGUCCGGGAGCUGAUGAAAGCCUUCCAGUCAGGGCAAGAUCCAUCCAAGAAUAAAUCUGGACUCUUUGAGCACAAAGCUAUCAAACAAAAGCAACAGCUCUCUGACAAAGAACCAACUCAGAGAGAAGCAGUUUAUUUAGAACGCGAAACAGAACAGGUACCAACACCUAGGAGAACAAACAAAAAAGAUAGCCUGCCAGCCAAACAAACCAAAGUCCUUAAGAUAGAUAAAGAUUCCCCAUCAAAAAAAGGACCAAAAGUUUCUUUUGAUUACGCUAAAGAGGAACCUGUAGAUAGAGGCCAGGUAAAAGAACAGAGCUCUAAAAGAACUGAACCUUUCUCUCCAGUAUUUGAUGAAGAAAUUUCCAAGGAGGCAGCAAUUGUGAAGGAAAGUACAGUUGAUGAUGACCAAGGAGACACUGACUUCCAGAUCAGCCCGGAUAGAAAAACCUCAACUGACUUUUCUGAUGUCAUUAAAGAAGAGCUUGAGAAUAAUGACAAGUACCAGCAGUUCCGACACCUUUCAAUCACUGAGGAGGGAGAGCUUCACUUAGAGCAAGUACUGACCAGUCCUUUCAGUGUUACCUUCCCAUCAGAGUAUGUGAAAGAUGGCUUCCUACCUGCUCUCUCCUUGCAAAGUGGUGCUUUUGAUGGUAGCUCAGAAAGCCUUAAACAUGAAGGUGUAGCAGAUUCUCCUGGUAGCCUACUUGAUGGAACCCCUCAGAUCAGCUCUGAGGAAAGUUAUAAGCAUGAGGGUCUGGCAGAGACUCCAGAAACAAGCCCUGAAAGUCUGUCUUUCUCACCAAAGAAAACUGAGGAAAUUGGAGAAACAAAAGAAUCCACUACAGUGCAUAGAGCAGCAGAGACAUGUUCGCCAAAGGAACUCUCUCCAAUGAAAGGUGAAAGAGGUAUUGCUGCAGAACAGCUAACUGCAGAUACUGAAGCUAUCAAAUCUCAUUCUGAUCAUUUAUCAGAACAGGUACCUUCAGGCCCUGAGAAAGGGGCAGGCAAACUUACAGAUAGUAGCUCAGCUUCGAGUAUGAAAGAUGUUAGCAGUGCAAAAGAAUCCAAAAGCAUUGAACACACACAUGUAACUAAAUCUUCUGAAAUGAAAGACAGCUGUUUAGAGAAAGAUAUGACUGGUGAACAUCAUGUUGUUAUUAGAAGUCCCCAAGGAUUGGAACUUUCCCUUCCUAGUCAUCACAGUGAAAGCUUUAGUCCAGUGGCAGAUGAAUCCCUGGCUAUAAGUCAUAAAGACUCAUUGGAAGCAAGCCCAGUGCUGGAAGAUAACUCAUCACACAAAACACCCGAUUCCCUGGAGCCUAGCCCUAUGAAAGAGUCGCCAUGCCGUGAUUCGCUUGAAAGUAGCCCUGUAGAACAAAAAGCAAAGGCUGGCAUUCUUACGGGACAGGUUCCCCUUCAGUCUUUCCCUACCAGAGCAGAAAUGUUCCCAGAGUUGGCAUCUGUGCGUUCCAGAAUUCUCCGCGACCCUGAUGGAAGUGCUGAAGAUGACAGUUUAGAACAAACAUCCCUCAUGGAGAGUUCUGGGAAAAGUCCUCUUUCACCUGACACUCCUAGCUCUGAAGAAAUUAGCUAUGAAAUUACACCCAAAACUGCAGACUCGCAGGCACUGUCAAAUAUAUCUAAGUCAGCCACAAUCCCUGAAGUCAGUGAAGAACCAGAGGAUGAUUCAGAAAGUGAACCAAAGAAGAGGCUCACUCCGGAAGAGGAGAUGUUUAAAAUGGUGACCAAAAUCAAAAUGUUUGAUGAAUUGGAACAAGAAGCAAAACAGAAAAGAGAGUACAUAAAGGAUAAAAAGCAAGAGGAAUAUUCUUCAAUUCCUGAUUCGGGUGUUACAUGUGAAAAUGAAGUAUCAGAGCCAACAGCCAUUGAAGAAAAACAUAUACCUACAGUAGUGAUGUCUUCUGCGGACACUAGAAAAAGUUCUUCUUCUUCUGAAAGUGAGCCAGAAUUGACUCAGCUGAAAAAAGAAGCUGACUCAGGCCUCUUAAUGGAACCUGUAAUUCGAGUGCAACCUCCUUCACCACAUCUAUCUGGUGUAGACUCCAGUUCCAGCCCUGAAGAAGCAGGAUUUCAACCUAUUGACCCCAAACAACAUGUUUUCAGGAUGGAGUAUAAAUCAGAAUCAGAUAAGCCAACAAAGGGAGACAAAGAGGAACCAUCUGAGUUUGGUGAUAGCUGUAAAGCUUCUACUACUGAAGAAUCAAACAUUUUUCACUCUGAUGCUGGUAUCAUAGCAGAAACUGAUGAAUCAAAGUGUUGUUAUAGUACAGAUGAAAGUGAAACAAUUAGCCCUAAUGGCCCAGUGACCAGACUUGAUGGUGCUUUCUAUCAUGCAGUUGGUGACGAUGCUCAAAAAGAAGUUGGGGUUCAUCAGCUGUCCCCAGCACUACAGCAACACCAUGCUUCUCAGGAACAGACUGAUGCCGCUGGAAAGUUAACACAUGAAGACCUCAGUGCUUCAGGGGAUGUGUCUGGGAAAGGAUAUGGUCCCUUUGGACAUGAUACUUCUCAUAGUCCUGCAUCACAAGACGAUGCAUUGGCUGAAGAUGUUUCCCCUGCAUGCUCUACUUUGGGAAGUGGUUUGACAAAAUCGGGCAAAGAUUUUGAGACAUGCCAAAGUGUUUCUUACAGUGAGGAGCCUUCCACAGAAUAUUCAUCGCUUACCACUAAAAAGGAUGAAUUUGAAGGCUAUGCAGCAGAUACUGAUGAAAGUGGUGCUCCACGUAUAACAAGCCCAUAUGAAAAUGUCCCUUCUGAACAUUUUUUCACUAUCUGUGAAAGUAGGAUAGAAACUGAUACAAGGCAGAUGACAAGUCCAUCAUCCAGAGAUGCUCAUUCUGUUGAAGUAGAAACAACCAUUGAGGAAACAUUAGUGGCAGGUUCCCUUAGCAGACCUGCUCCUUCAGGUGAAGAUCAAACUUCAGAAGAGGUGUAUAUGGAAAUAGAGUCAAAACAGAAAAUAUCAACUUCAGUGCCUUCAACAGCAGACCCCAUAGCAUUAGAUCAAACUGCCCUUCAGUAUAUAAAAGAUGAAGCUGAAAAACUGAUCAGCCAAGUGGUCAUCACUAAAACAGAUGUGGAUUCUGACAGGUGGAGUGAAAUACGUGAAGACGAUGAAGCUUUUGAGGCUCGGGUGAAAGAGGAGGAGCAAAAGAUUUUUGGUUUAAUGGUGGACAGGCGGUCACAGGGUACAACGCCUGAUACCACACCAGCCAGGACACCCACAGAAGAAGGGACACCAACUAGUGAACAAAACCCUUUUCUCUUCCAGGAAGGAAAGUUGUUUGAAAUGACUCGAAGUGGAGCCAUUGACAUGACCAAAAGAAACUAUGCAGAUGAAAGUUUUCACUUUUUCCAAGUGGGGCAGCAGUCUCAAGAAGAAGUUUCUUUAUCUGAAGAAAUGAAAGAGGCCGCAGAGAUGGAAUCUCCUAAACUAGAGAGAUCACCAGAUCCAUUUACACCUUCAGAAUCAGAUGAAAUUGAUAUACAGGAAAAAGAUGCACUUACAAUAGCAUCACCAGUAUCUGAGCCUCCUGAUAAAUCAGAGGAAAUGACUAGCACAGGUGUCAGUGUGGGCACUACAAAAGCUGAACUUAAAUCUAGAAUUCCCAUUAAAAUGGGUAUUUCAGUUUCUUCAAAAUCACCAAAGAAAGAGACUGCUGCCUCUGAAGCUUCUGAAGUAGAUCCCUUCUCCAAAGUGGAAACUGAUGAUGAAUUUGACAGCAGUCAGGUGCCUUGCCCUAUCUCUCCAGAGCAGUCUGUGAUAGAUGUACAGUUAGAUUUUUCUACAGUCACUAGGUCUGUGUAUUCUGAACAGGAUGAUGAGUCCCCAGACUCUUCACCAGAGGAACAGAGAUCCGUGAUUGAAAUCCCUACUGCUGUCCUGGAGAGCAGUGUGCCUUCUUCUGAAAGCAAAUCCAAAAUUCCUGUCAGAACAACUCCUGCUGCACCACAGUCAUUGCAACAAUCAGAAUAUGAGAUCCUGCCCUCAGAUGGCUUUCUGGACAGCUUGCAAGACGAAAUAAAAGAUGACCAAACAAAACCAAAGUCUAAAAUUCCUGUUAAAGCAGCUUUCCAAAGAGCCGAGCAACAGUGUGCAUACACAGAAACAUCUGUCCAGAAGCCAGAGUCACCCAAAGCUCUUGAUACGACAUGCAAACUACCUAUGAAACAAGAUAAUCGAAGCAAAUCUGAAUCUGAUGCAAGUAUUCCCAUGAAUCCAAAGACUAGGCAUUCAAUAAAAGCUAGGAGUUAUGCUGAGGUGGAAGCAGAGACUAGAGAGAGGGUGGAUGAGAUGAAGGUUGAGCUAGAAUCAGAUGAUGUGACAACAGCAAGAUCAAAGAUAUUUUCAUCAAGACUGCCAGUUAAAAGCAGAAGCACCACAGCUUCCCACAGUACUGUUAGUCCCACAAAAGAACAUAAGGACUACUUUUUUGACCUUUACAAAAACUCCAUAGAGUUCUUUGAAGAGAUUAGUGAUGAAGCUUCCAAGUUAGUGGAUAGACUUACCCAGUCAGAAAGAGAACAAGAAUUAAUUUCAGAUGAUGAAAGUAGUAGUGCCCUAGAAGUUUCUGUUAUUGAAAAUAUGCCAUCCACUGAGACCCAGCAUUCAAUUCCUGAAGACAUCUUUGACACCAGGCCCAUUUGGGACGAGUCCGUUGAGACUCAGAUUGAGCGUAUUCCUGAUGAAAAUGUCCAUGACCGUGCUGAAGAUCAACAGGAUGAUCAAGGAAGAACAGAGGAAAGACUGGCACACAUUGCUGAUCAUCUUGGAUUCAGCUGGACAGAAUUAGCAAGAGAACUGGAUUUCACAGAAGAGCAAAUUCACCAGAUCCGAAUUGAAAAUCCAAAUUCACUGCAAGACCAGAGCCAUGCACUUCUGAAAUACUGGCUUGAAAGGGAUGGGAAACAUGCUACAGAUAAAAGUCUUACCCAGUGUCUAACAAAAAUCAACCGAAUGGAUAUUGUUCAUCUAAUGGAGACCAGCCACAUGGACUCUGUGCAGGGCCAUGGCGCUCGCACCUAUGCAGAAAUUGAACAAACGAUAGGACUGGAUCAUAGUGAAGGAUUUUCUGCAUUGCAGGAGGAACUGUACAGUCCAAGACACAAGAAGGAAGAGGAGCAUUAUAAAGAGAGUGAGCCAUUUGAUCACCCUCCCAUUGUCUCCGAGGAAGACACUUCUGUCAGUUACUCUUCCUUUCAGGAGGGCACUCCCAGGACUGAGACAGACAUAUCAGUUUCAGAGCUCCUGCGACAAGCACACAAAGAGCGAGUGCAAGCUGAGUUCUCCGGGAAACCACAGGAUCUGCCAGAAGAUUCAUCAGCUGCACAACAGGAGUACUUUGUCACAACUCCAGGAACAGAAGAAUCCAUAGCUCCAAAGGCUGAAAAAUCAGCAGGCUUUGCAAAGGAAAAAUCUAAAGGCUUCACCACAGCAUCUGAAGAGCAUGAGAGGCCAUAUCUUCAGACGCCAUUGUCCAGUGAGCGAGGUGACUCUCCCAUUGCACAAGAACACGAGGACCUCCAGCUCUCCCAAGAAGAACUUUCCCCCAGGAGAACUAGUCUGAUUAUAGUGGAAUCAACUGAUGAACAGCCAGCAAAGUUUGAAAGACAUUAUGAUGAUGAAUCUUUUGAAAAGGAGCUAGCGGAGGAAUUAGGUGAGCUAGAGACCAGCUCAGAUGAAGAAGAGAUGGUAACUACCAGGGUCAUUCGCCGCCGGGUGAUUAUUCAGGCUGAUGAUAUGCCAGAAAUACCACCAGAAACGGUAACAGAGGAGCAGUACACAGAUGAACAUGGCCAUGUGGUGGUGAAGAAGGUCACCAGAAAGAUUAUCAGGCGAUAUAUUUCACCAGAUGGCACAGAAAAAGAGGAAGUCCUAAUGCACGGACCACCACAAGAACCUGUUAUGGUUGAAGAAGGAGAUGGGUAUUCCAAAGUCGUAAAGCGGGUUGUGCUGAAGAGUGACAUUGAACAGUCUGAGGUGACAUUCUCUGAACCCAGUGUUCUGACGGGUGCCUCAGAAUUUCAGGCUGAACCAGUGGAAGGCCGGAAGGUCAGUAAAGUUGUAAAGACCACAAUGGUACAAGGAGAGAGAAUGGAGAAGCACCUGGGUGAUGCUAGUUUAGCCACUGAUCUUCCAUCAGCCAAAGAAGACUUUGAAGAGGCUUUGAGUUUUACAUGUAACCAAAUGAAAGUCCAACUCCCCACUUUAGUAGAGAAAGAGAUCAUGAAAGAGGAUGGAUCAAUUAUUAAAAGGACAAUAAUGAAUAAAUCCAGCUCACAGAAGAGGACUGUGGUGAAGGACCAGUAUGGAAAACAUAUUCUUGUGGAACAGCUGGAGAAUAGACCAGAAGCACGGGAUGAUCUCCAGCAUGACCUCCAGCAACUUCUUAGACAUUUCUGCAAAGAGGACCGGAAGCAAGAGGCCAAAUGAGAAGCUGCCACAUCUCACUACCCCCACCACCUAUCCAAUAUGCAGCAUUCACUCUCAUCUAUAGAGAUAAACUUCAUAAUUUACGUAAUCUCUGGAAGUCACUGACAUUUCUUCUUCAGGCACCUACAAUGAAUUCAAUUUUCCUUUCUUUUCUUUUUGUACCUGUAAGCUAAUUUGUGACCAAAGAUAGCAUCCUUCAUUCAGGAUGGUUUAUCCACUAAGUCAUCACCUUUGUGCUGUACUAGGAACUUGUGAACUUUGCCACAUUGCUGUUCCUUUGCUUCUGCACUAGCUCCAAUCUCAUCCACAGGCCUCUUAUGUACAUGUAUCAUAAAAAAAGGCUAUUAACGUGUAAACUGUACAUAGCUAAAGUGCUUGGACUUAAAGACCUCAAAAAAACCCACUGCCCAUUAUGACUACUUUUAGCAUUGUGGAUUACAAGGUCUAUUGAAACUGCUGAACAGCAAGUAACAACAAAUAUUGCUAACACAAUCGACUAAAGAUACUCUGGGGAGGAAGCACUGCAGACCUUCUGUAUCCAUAGGACUUCCAGUUUAGUGAUCUCUUAGGAAAAGGCUCUAAGAGUCAGUCUGAUAACCUUGAAACACAGCUGUUCCCAUGACAUUAUAGCUGACUGUGGCUAUCAAUACUACUAAGAUUCUUGGACAGCCACUUAAAGAAGGAAAAAAUACCCAAUUAGGUAACCAACUUGCUAGCAGCUAUAUCUAUGGCACAUUUGCAUCUGGUAUUGAAAUCUUUUAGAUCUGGACAUGUGGCAGGGUGUAUUAAACAGCUAUAACUACAGUAGUUUCCUGUUUUCAUCACUGCUUUAGCAAACCACAUUGUCUUAUUGGUGGUACUUCCUGCUGGCCACUGCACUGUAGAUAAUUCUAUGGGAGAAAAGACUUACCUGCUAUACAAAAAAAAAAAAGCUUAGACUAAUUCAUCACGUUUUAUCAAGAUUGCCUCUUAUCGGAUACAUGCAUGUGGCAUUUAAAAAUCAAAUCCUCUUGUAAUCAUGUCAGAGGCUUGUUAACCCUCUUAGCACUGAGCGAGCAGUUUUUAUCUUCCAAUUAACUGUUUUGGUUUUUUUUAAAGUCACUGACUAGGGCAUAAAAAUGCUUGAAACAUUCAAUUUUGUUAAUAUUUGAUUUAUAUUUCUAAACUAACCCUCUGAGAAUUGUAACAGCAUCCCUGCACUUUUAUUUGAAAGAAGGGAAUAUAGAUCUGAAAUAUUUUUUGUCCUAUACUUUAUUCUACUAGUGGUUGGAUCGCUGUAGCAUUUUAACAUAUAUAAUAUAGAUACACACAUACAUAUAAAUGUACAUUUUGAAUCAGUUAUUUGAUAAAGAAAAAGUAUAUUCAGAGAAGAUGAAAAUGAGUCAAGUCCUCCUCGGGUUGAUAUUUUUCCAAACGUAUCUGGCCUUUUACUCUUGUAAAAAAAUGACUCACUCAGUGCUCAGAACAUUAAAAAAAAAAUACCACCCACCCAUCAAACAAUGGUACUUCCUCAUUAGAGAGAAAACAUCUUGGGAGAUUUGGCUUCCUGCAAGCAAAGCAACCCAAGGCACCGUGCUAAUGUUUUUUUGGCAGUCAGAUGGGAAACAAGCAUUGUUGGUAGCCAAAAUAAAAGAAACCCAGGAUGAAACAUUUCAAGACACACCAUGGCUUUCUAAUUGUCAAGGACAGCACUGGAUGACCUUCAAGAACAGGGCUGUAAAGAAAUGCAUUUCUGUUGUGUUAUUUGCGGUGCAGAUGAUGUUCUGUGUAACAACAUAAUGGUUAUUCACCUUUUGAUUUUUUGCUGUGUUAUCAAAGAACUUGAAUACUGUGCGAAGAAGUGAUUUUUAAGUUGAUGAAUCAGCAUCUUGUUCCCAUGGUGAUAACACUAACUGAAUAUAUCUAUGAGGGCAUGUAUUAGUUAAAUAAACCUACAGCACUAACAAUACAUAGCUGCAAUGUGUACAAUGGCUGAUUUAAUUAAAUAAAAUGUACAAGUGUUAAAUGUA